AUUACUUCAAUGUCCGUCAAAGAAAUCCUCACCAGCCUCGUCGAUGAUGGAAUGGUGGACACAGAUAAAAUCGGAACCUCUGUGUAUUUCUGGGCCUUUCCCAGUAAAGCAAGUCAAAAUCGAAAACGAAAACUUGAUGAUUUGACAAACAAGAUCAAAGAAUUGAAUGAAAGAAAGCAGUUUUUGGAGGACAGUGUAAAAAAAGCCAAAGUUGGAAAGGAAGAUACUGACAAAAGAUCUGAAAUCCUCUCUGAGUUGGAGGAGAAAAAACAGGAAAAAGCUUCCUUACAGAAGGAGAUUGAGAAAUAUCGGGAAUGUGAUCCAGAGGUGUUAGAGGCAGUAGUCAAACAAACCGGGGAGGCUAAAGAGGCAGCUAAUCGCUGGACAGAUAAUGUUUUCUCCAUAAAGUCGUGGAUUAAAAAUAAAUUCCAGUUUGAGGAAAGCGUGAUUGAUAAACAGUUUGGAAUUCCAGAUGAUUUUGACUAUAUUGAAUAAUCCUUCAUUUAAUAUUGAUGAUUAUUAUUGUUAUAUUACAAGUGUUUGAUGUGAUAUUUUUAUGUUUGCCUGUUUUCUAAUUAAAAAAUAA
This is a messenger RNA of Saccostrea cuccullata (small rock oyster), 586 nucleotides long. Its product is annotated as meiotic nuclear division protein 1 homolog. Gene Ontology annotation, biological process: reciprocal meiotic recombination. The record is from RefSeq and is a predicted model, not a curated record. Gene Ontology annotation, cellular component: nucleus. The transcript has 4 exons. NCBI's taxonomy places the organism in Eukaryota, Metazoa, Mollusca, Bivalvia, Ostreida, Ostreidae. The annotation marks the transcript as partial. Gene Ontology annotation, molecular function: double-stranded DNA binding.